AGUCGUUCAUCUUCAACCGAAAAUUAUCUAAUAAGUGAGGAAGGUAACGUGUUUAUGUACAUGAUUAAUAAAAUGUUAUAAUUUGUCCAUCAUAUUUUUGUUAUUAAAAUAAUAUAUUUACUUAAUCUCUUGCUAUUAGUUAAGCACACUGUUAACGUAAAACUCCUGCUACUCAUUUUCAACAAGUUUACAAACUAGCAAGUGUUAACACGUAUCACAGAAGAAAAAGUGAGCCAACUAUAUAAAGGGUUUUAGUGGAUUUGGGUGAAAAAUUAAAGAGAGUGAAGAAAAUGAAGAAGAAACAAACAAUGGAGGAGGAAGAGAAGAAGAAAGAGGUGGCUGCAGAGGAAGAGGAGGCGGAGUAUCAGAGGCGGAGGCAGCACCAACCGCCCAAUAUAUCGCCGAUGGUGGCAACCACGAAGGGUGCGUACGGUGGUGGAAUGUACGGCACUUAGGAAGGGCAGCCGGAGAAGCCGAGAAAGGCGGCCGCGAGCGAUACGCUGAGUGCGGAUGGGCCGGUGGAACCAGCGGCAGAACCGAAGAACAAGCCUCCGCCGUCGACGGGGGAUAGGGAUGUUGAUAUCACUGGCCAAUCUUACAUCCAGUGCCUCACUCGCUAUUGUUUUGUUUUGUUUUGUUAGUCAUCCCUUUGUCAUGUUUUCCAGUUUGUUUUGUGGUGUGUUCAUCUAGUUUUUAUAUUUAAUUUAAAAGGAAGAAAUUUUAUCAUUUUU
Molecule: messenger RNA, 731 nt
Organism: Camellia sinensis
Lineage: Eukaryota; Viridiplantae; Streptophyta; Magnoliopsida; Ericales; Theaceae
Source: RefSeq, a predicted model, not a curated record